Messenger RNA from Caenorhabditis briggsae, 1809 nucleotides. It is a transcript of the gene Cbr-paqr-2, whose product is annotated as Protein CBR-PAQR-2. Gene Ontology annotation, cellular component: plasma membrane. NCBI's taxonomy places the organism in Eukaryota, Metazoa, Nematoda, Chromadorea, Rhabditida, Rhabditidae. Gene Ontology annotation, biological process: adiponectin-activated signaling pathway. The record is from RefSeq and is a predicted model, not a curated record. Gene Ontology annotation, molecular function: signaling receptor activity. Bases 1 to 1809 code for a protein of 602 amino acids. The transcript has 7 exons.
AUGGACGAGGAUGAUUUGGAAUCGGCGACUCCUGCCGAAUCGCAGAAGCUUCUGCAAAAAGGCAAUCGAAAUUCGUUCGACGAGACGGAUAUGGUUAUGGUAUUGGACGAUGAUCAGUUGAUAAUGGAGAACCGAAAUAGCAGCGAUUUACAGAGCCCAUUACGAAGUGUCACUGACGUGCUCCGGGAAGCCGAAAACAUUAUCACCGACGGACCGCUCCAACAGGCAACAACACUUGAGAAUCAAAACGUGAUUGUUGAUCAAGUAGAUGUCGAAUUCCCAAACACCCAACCAGCUGACGGUCAGCGCUUCGAGAUUAUCGUUCGUCAUAGUAAAGUCGUUGAACAACCCGCGAAUCAGCAAAGAGACGAAUCGAUGUAUGCCACUAGACAAAAUAGGCUUAGAGGGAGUAUUCGUUCCACUUUCUUUUCAUUUUUUUCCUCUUCUUCAAUGACUCCAACUUUAGGCAUUGAAAUCGAAGGUGGAGAUGGUCCUUCAACUUCGGCUUCUACUAGUGGUGUAUCCACUUUCAAAAAAGGACAUCGUCGCGCAUGGAGCAUGCCAAAUGCAAAAGGAGAGAAAAUGACUGUCGCUGUCAUCCAUGAUAAUCAUGAAGAAGGAGGAAACCAAUAUCGACGACGAAUUGUCAAGUACAAAUUACACCCACAGCGACGAACAGAUGAACCAGGAGUACCACAAAAGCAAUUGAGAUUUGUCACUGCUGGUCAUGAUGCUGAAAUUCAUCUGGAGCAUUCGGAUGACGAUGAUGAGUUAGAAGUAGAGAUCAAUGAAGAAGAAGUAAUCAUUCCCAGUGAAACUGGAGAAGGACCAAGGGCUGUUAUCAAAAGGUUCUGGGAAGCUCGUUGGAAAGCAACAAACUUUGAAACACUCCCGGAAUGGCUUCAAGAUAACGAGUAUCUUCGUACCGGACAUCGGCCUCCACUUCCUUCAUUCAGCAGCUGUUUCAAAAGUAUCUUUGCUCUUCAUACGGAAACUGGAAAUAUCUGGACACACAUGUACGGAUGUGUUGCGUUCUUCGGAAUUGGACUAUGGUUUUUGACAAGGCCUCAUGAUCAGAUGCAAUGGAUCGAGAAGUUGAUAUAUUCUGCAUUUUUCCUCGGAGCUGUGAUAUGUCUUGGAAUGUCAUUCCUUUUCCAUACUGUCGCUUGCCACUCGAUCGAAAUGAGUAAACUGUUCAGUAAACUCGAUUACACUGGAAUCUCCUUAUUGAUUGUCGGAUCAUUCGUUCCAUGGAUCUACUUUGCAUUCUACUGUCGACCGCAACCUAUGAUCAUCUACAAUGCGAUGAUUAUUAUUCUUGGAAUCGCCGCCAUGGUUGUCUCAUUAUGGGAUAAAUUCGCGGAACCCAAAUUUCGACCAGUUAGAGCUGCAGUGUUCAUAGCAAUGGGUCUCUCGGCUGUAGUUCCUGCAUUCCACUUGUUGAUAGUUGAUGGUGUCGAUUAUAUGAUUGAAGAAUCACAAGUUCAUUUGAUGCUCAUAAUGGGUGCAAUGUAUAUAGGUGGAGCAACUCUCUACGCUACAAGAGUUCCCGAGCGAUGUUUUCCCGGAAAAUGUGACAUAUGGUUCCAAUCACAUCAAUUGUUCCACACCUUUGUCGUGCUUGCUGCAUUCGUUCAUUACCAUGCGAUUUCACAAAUGGGAAUGCAUAAACUGAUGAAAGGAUCGUGUUCGGAACAACUGAAAACUCGUUACGGGAGCGAGUUGAAUCCAUCGUUCCUGGGAACUUUGCUGGGACUCGAUGAGGCAGUCGGUGUGAGAGACUGGACACCAGCAGAUAUUGGCCUCUGA